AUGAGAAACCUCACCUCACCCGUCGGAAAUGGUGGUCGGAGGAGAGAGUUCGAGCGGCUGGAAGUUCCUGUCAAAUCCUGCGAUGUUUCUGCAUUUUCCGGCGAAACUCAAGGGUUCCAGGAGCUGUGCUGGCCGGGGAAGAGAGAGGAGAAGGUGGUGGUUCGAAUGGGACCGGUCUCGAGGGUUGAGGUGGCCGGACGUGAUGGCUGUGAGGGUUUUUCUGGCUCGGCUCGACCCUUACAGAAGGUCCUCACCUUCUCCACUGUUGAAGGUUUGGCUGUUGGUGGAUUUUCCGUGAUGGUAAUCAUUCUUUGUAUAUGCAUAUUGUGGAAGCAAAAAAUGGUCUUAUUCGUCAAGAAAGAUAAGAGGGAUGAGUUUGAUGUUAAGGCAUUUAUAAGGAACUAUGGAUCGCUUACUCCAAAGCGGUAUACCUAUGCAAAUGUCAAGAAAAUGACAGACUCUUUCAUAGACAAACUAGGUAAAAGUGGAUAUGGAAUUGUGUACAAAGGCAGGCUACCUGAUGGGCUUCUGGUGGCGGUCAAAGUCCUAAGCGAGUCCAAGGGUAAUGGAGAAGACUUUGUUAAUGAAGUUGCUAGCAUUGGUAGAACCUCCCAUGUCAACAUAGUCACUCUUUCUGGAUUCUGUUAUGAGGAGGACAAACGAGCUUUGAUUUAUGAAUACAUGCCUAAUGGAUCUCUGGAUAAUUUCAUACAUAAGUACAGAUCUAGAAUGGCAAAUUUUCUCUUAGAAUGGAAAACACUAUCUGAAAUUGCAGUUGGUAUUGCGUGA
Molecule: messenger RNA, 789 nt
Organism: Prunus mume (Japanese apricot)
Lineage: Eukaryota; Viridiplantae; Streptophyta; Magnoliopsida; Rosales; Rosaceae
Source: RefSeq, a predicted model, not a curated record